Molecule: messenger RNA, 150 nt
Organism: Pyricularia oryzae 70-15
Lineage: Eukaryota; Fungi; Ascomycota; Sordariomycetes; Magnaporthales; Pyriculariaceae
Exons: 3
Coding region: 1-150 (49 amino acids)
Source: RefSeq, a predicted model, not a curated record
AUGAGGACCCUUCACGUGGGAAAGGGCGGUUUGAUCGAUGGUCCAGAUGCCUUGUCGUUCGAAACCAUUCAUGCGACCGCCAUCCCCCCAGUCACUGGCGUCGACAGGCGCUGGAUGCCCUGCAUGUUCAAACCCAUGGGCUCUUACUGA